GGCUAGAGAGGCAGGCUUUGGGGUUGCCAGGGAGCCGCCGGAACCCGACUUCCGUUCCUGGCAGCGGAGGCACGAGGAUCCGGUGUUUCAACCCAGCGGGAAAAUGCGGCCUUUAACUGAGGAGGAGACCCGUGUAAUGUUUGAGAAGAUAGCCAAAUACAUCGGGGAGAAUCUUCAGCUGCUGGUCGACAGGCCCGAUGGCACCUACUGUUUCAGGCUGCACAACGACCGGGUGUACUACGUGAGUGAGAAGAUUUUGAAACUGGCCGCCAGUAUCUCCGGGGACAAGCUAGUGUCGCUGGGGACCUGCUUUGGAAAAUUCACUAAGACCCACAAGUUCCGUUUGCACAUUACAGCUCUGGAUUACCUUGCACCCUAUGCCAAGUAUAAAGUAUGGAUAAAGCCUGGAGCAGAGCAGUCCUUCCUCUAUGGAAACCAUGUGUUGAAAUCUGGUCUGGGUCGAAUUACUGAAAACACUUGUCAGUACCAGGGAGUGGUGGUAUACUCCAUGGCAGACAUCCCUUUGGGUUUUGGGGUAGCAGCAAAGUCUACACAAGACUGCAGAAAAGUAGACCCCAUGGCGAUUGUGGUAUUUCAUCAAGCAGACAUUGGGGAAUAUGUACGGCAUGAAGAGACAUUGACUUAAAAUGAAGUCAUCGCAAGAACUUAACAUCUGUGUGGAAGGGCCUAGCUUUGUUUCCUGUGUCUAUGCAGACGCCGCCAUCAUGUUGAAUUUUGUCAGCACUGUGACCUCUACAGGGACUUCUUAGUUUAAUAUUCUCAUUAUCACUGACAGGUGCAGGCUGAUUCUUACUAUACAGAAGUGACUCAAAAGUGGGGUUUUAGAUCAUUUGUAUUUGUAACUAAAUAGAAUACUUUUAUAUUUGAAUCAGGGGGCUUCUUGUUCUGAGUAAUAGCUUCUAAAUUAUUGGAACUGAGGACAAGAAUAUAGUAUUAUUGUUAUCUGUGAUAACGCUGUUUUCCGGACUCAUGGUAAGAACACAAUGGAUUUUCUUUGUUAUUUAUUAAUUCACAAAAGAUAUUGCUAUAUAAUAGUUGACCAUGUCUGAGGUUUUAGGUAUGAAUUUGGCUAAAAUAAUAAGUGCAAUUUAGUCAGCUGCUUUUCUAUACAGUAAGUGCUAUAUGGUAUGGAAGAAAAACUUGGAUUCAAAUCCUACUUCUGCCACUUGUCAGCUAUACAGCUAUGAAUAAGUUGUUGAGCUUCCGUAAGCUUCAUUUCCUUCUGUUAAAAAAAAAAAACCUACUUUAGCCAUCAGUCUAAGAAUGUUUUUUAGGAUUAGGAAUCAUGAUUAUAAAGCAUAAGGCACAGUGCAUGGCAAAUAAUGGGGGUUGGAGAAAAUGGUAGAGGAGUUAUUUUUAUAUUAUAUAUUUCUUUUAAUAAGUAAGCAUGUGGUCUUAUGAGUAUAAUUUGAUUAUAUUUUUACUUUUUUUCUUUUUUAUCUUCUUUUUCUUGGAUGGGAUGAUCCCAGUUUAUAAUUUUGUUCAUUUCUUUGAUUUUAUGAAACAUUUGUCUUAUCAGCCUGACUAGACUGGACAAAAAAGCACUAAUUACAAACCCUGAAAUAAUUUAGCUCCUUCAUCCUCAUACUUCCCCAAAAUCUCUUGUAGAAUUAAAAUAUUUUAUAAAGGAGAACAUUUCAGAGCCAGAAGUUUUAAAAACCACGUAUACUGUAAAACAAAACAAUUUCUUAAAUGAAUAUAAAACUUUUAAUUCCAAAGGAAACAUCUCUAAAAAUAAAAUACUUUAAACUACAAAAAGCACUCUACCAACUCCUGUUAAUAUCUGCAAGCAAAUUUGCUUUUGUCCCGUUGUUUUCUAUUCUUCUCCCUUCCAGGGUUUUCUGUUAACCUCUAAGUAGAAUCACUGAAGGCUAAUGGACUGUUUUAUGAUGAAAAGUUUUUUAGUCUUGGCAUUUAAUUCAUAUUUUAGAAAUAGUUAAACUCUGAACAUUUGCACUUUUAUUAUUUUAUUGCCAUUUUGCUUUUGUUGAUAAGGGUAAUAGAUUAAAAUAUUAAAUUGAUUUUUUUCCCCCCAAUAAUUUUAUAAAGGUGAUUUGACUAAAGUUUUGAAAAAGCUGCUGCCCCAGUAAAAAAAAAAAGCCAGGAUGCUGUAGUCAGCUUAGCAUUUUGGCUUCUUUGUGUCAGUAGUUGUUGGAACACUGAAGAGACGCUUCAAGAAAUAGAGCUGCAAAAUCCCAGAAAGAACAAUAACAAGGCUCUGAACUGCUGACCACCAGUUCACAUAGGUGUAGUUUGACUGGACAAGGAAAAAGUCAGCCAUUUUCCUCAUUCGUGCCAAGGUGUAGAAUCGCCACAUGUGGAAGACAUUGUUGUGCACCUUUCGUGUACUCUCCUAUAGGAGGAAAAAAUAAAGAAAGGGAUCCAUUCCCCACCUAUCCUCAUGAGUGCUCAGCAGCACUAACCUAUCUUAAAGUCAAGUAAUUUCCUUAUGAUUUUAAAAUAUAGUAUUUAUUUGGCUAUGCUGGGGCUCAAACCAGCACAUUCUAGGCAAACGCUACUGCUAAGCUAAAACUCCAGCUCUAUAAAACUAUUAUGGUUGAUAAAUGCUAAUUUUGAAACUGGGUGUGGUGGCACAUUCUUGUAAUCCCAGUCACUUGGGAGGUUGGGACUAGAGAAUCAAUGAUCACAAGUUUAAAUUAAAGGCAACCAAGUGAGACCCUGACUCAAAAAGGGAGGGCGGUGCAGGGUAAGAUUAUGACUCCAGUAGAGUGGCCCUAGGUUCAAUUCCUAGUACCAAAAAGAAAGUUUUGCUGUAUAUGAAAAGUGGACUAUACAACAGUGUGGUAGAGUGCCUUUAUUUUUUUAUUAUUAUUAUUAUUUUUUAAUAUUGUGGGAACUGGGGGUGUGGGUUGGUGGUAUAGUGCUUGCCUGGCAUGCGCAAGGACCUAGGUUCAAUCCCCAACACACAUACACACACAAACAAAUAUUGUGCAGUGCUGGGGUUAAAACCCAGGGCCUUAUAUGUAGUAGACAAAUGCUCUGCCACUGAGCUACACCCCAACCAAAAAAAUUUUUUUUUGUUUUGUUUUUUCAAUGAUGAAACGGCUUCAGUGCUUUAAGUAGAAAGCUCUUUCCAGAAGAUCUCUAGAUUUAAGCAUGUAUUAAGCCUUUCAUUACACUUUUGGUAAUUUCUUCUGCCUGCAGACUCUGAGGGACAGACAGUAAAUAUUUUGGGUUUUACUGACCAUCUCAUCUCUUACAACUACAAAUUCUGCCACUGCAGCACAAAAGCAGUCCAUAGAUACUUGUAUUUGUCAAAUAAGCAUGACUUCAAAUAAAACAUCCAUUUACAAUAGUGUUCAGUCCCCAGUACCACAAAAAUAAAUAAAAAUAAAACUUUCACUUACAAAACUAAGCUUUUGUGCACCAAGGAGACUAUCAGGAAAGAAAAACUGGGCACUGUGGCACAUGCCUAUAAUCCUGACUACUUGAAAGGCUGAGGUGGGAGGAUCACAAGUUUGUGGCCAGCCUGAGCAGCUUAGCUUAGUGAGCCCUGUCUCAAAAUUUAAGAAAGGGCUGGGUUGCAACUCAGUGGUAGGUCACAAGACUAGUGUGCACAAGACCCUGGAUUCAGUCUCCAGAACAACAAGGAAAACAAAGAAUGAAAAUGAAAAUCCCACAGAAUGGGAGAAAAUAUCUGCAAAUCAUGUAUCUGAUAUGGACUCCUGUCCAGGUUAUGUAAGUAAAACAACUCUACAAUACAAACACAACAAGCUGGGCAUAGUGGCACAUGCCUAUUAUUCCAGUGACUUAGGAAGCUUGACAAAGGAGGAUCUCAAGUUUGAGGCCAGCCUUGCCAAUUUAGCAAGAUCUUAUUUCAAAAUAAAAGGGACGUGGAGGUGUGACUUAGUGAUAGAAUGCACCUAGGUUCAAUCCCCAGUACCACAAAAAAUAAAAAGAAUUACUGGCAGGAGUGGAGGUGCUGGAAUUGUGAAUACUUGGCAAGUUUUCUACAACUGAAUCAAACCCCCCAACUCAAAAAUCCAAUUUUAACAUGGGCAAAGGAAGCUGAGCAUGGUAGUGCACACCUGUAAUUCCAGCAGCUCAGGAGGCUUAGGCAGGAGGAUCAAGUUCAAACCCAGCCUCAGCAAUUUAGCAAGGUCCCAAACAACUCGAUGAGAUCCUGUUUCUAAUAAAAUAUAAUAAAGGGAAUCCCUGGUACCAAAAAUAAAUAAAUAAGAGCAAAGUAUUUUUAAAGAAGAUAUGUAGCCAAGUAUGUGUAAUCCCAGCAACUCAGGAAGCUGAAAAAAGUGGAUCACAAAUUCAAAGUCAGCCUAGGCAAUUUAAUGAAACCCUGUCAAAGUCAGGCCCAGUAGUGCACUCUUGCACUCCCAGCGAUUUGGGAGACUGAGGCAGUAGGGUCACAAUUUUAAGGCCUGCCUUGGUAACUUAGUCCCUAAGCAACUUGGCAAGAACCUCUCAAAACAUAAGAAGGCUGGGGAUAUACCUCAGUGGUAAAGCAUUUCUGGAUUCAAUCCCUAAUACCAAACAUACACAUGGUCAAUAAACGCUUGAAAAUAUAUGUAACAUUAAUUAUUAGAGAAGGUAACUCAAACCACAAGAUACCACUUCAUACCUACAGUAUGACUAUAAAAUAAGUGUCAGGAUGUGUCAAAAUCACUUUCAUACACAGCUAGUGGGAACAUUUCGGUUACAAUCUAACCCAACAGUUCUACUUUUAGGUAGACAAGGUAGAAACAAUGCUUGGAGGCACAUAUUCAUGGCAACGUUGUGGUAGCCAAAGGGUGGAAACAACUCAACUGCUAAGUGGAUAAUGAAAUGUAUGUUCACACAAGAGAAUAUUAUUCAGCCAUAAAAAGGAAUAAAGUGCUAAUAUGUGCCACAUGGAUAAACCUUGAAAACAUGAUGAGUGGAAGAAACCAAUCACAAAGGGUCCCAUGUAUGAUUCCAUGUAUGUGAAAUUUACAGGAUAGGGUAAAUCUAUAGAAACAAUGGAAUAGUGGUUGCCAGAGCUGAGGAGAUUAUGGGGGAAUGGAGAGUGACUAACGGGUACAAUUUCUUUGGGGGGUGAUGAAAUUAUUCUGGAUUAGAUGCUAGAGAUGGUUGUACAAUCUUGUGAAUAUACUAAAAUCUAGUGAAAUGUAUAUGGAUUAUCUCUCAGUUUGUGUGUGUAUAUACAUACAUACAGGUAGUAGGCCCUAUUUGGUUUGUGAGUCUUAGUUUGGAAGCCCGUGGAAUAAAUUAGACUGGGGUUGUGGCUCAGUGGUGGAGCACUUGCCUCGCAUGUGUGAGAAACUGGGUUCAAUCCUCAGCACCACAUAAAAAUAAAUAAAUAAAAUAAGGGUAUUGUGUCCAUCUACAACUAAAAAAAUAUAUUUUUAAAAAGAGUCCAGGGGCUGGGGAUGUGGCUCAAGCGGUAGCGCGCUCGCCUGGCAUGCGUUCGGCCCAGGGUUCGAUCCUCAGCACCACAUACAAACAAAGAUGUUGUGUCUGCCGAGAACUAAAAAAGAAAUAUUUAAAAAAAUUCAUUCUCUCUCUCUCUCUCUCUCUCUCUCUCUCUCUCUCUCU
This is a messenger RNA of Marmota monax (woodchuck), 5571 nucleotides long. RefSeq names its product nucleolar pre-rRNA processing protein NIP7 (gene Nip7). Gene Ontology annotation, biological process: ribosome assembly; ribosomal large subunit biogenesis. Gene Ontology annotation, molecular function: RNA binding. NCBI's taxonomy places the organism in Eukaryota, Metazoa, Chordata, Mammalia, Rodentia, Sciuridae. The record is from RefSeq and is a predicted model, not a curated record. Gene Ontology annotation, cellular component: nucleolus; preribosome, large subunit precursor; nucleus. Bases 104 to 646 code for a protein of 180 amino acids. The transcript has 5 exons.